Anopheles nili is the source of this 734-nucleotide messenger RNA. It is a transcript of the gene mRpS11, whose product is annotated as 28S ribosomal protein S11, mitochondrial. The transcript is spliced from 3 exons. The record is from RefSeq and is a predicted model, not a curated record. Gene Ontology annotation, cellular component: mitochondrial small ribosomal subunit; ribosome. NCBI's taxonomy places the organism in Eukaryota, Metazoa, Arthropoda, Insecta, Diptera, Culicidae. Gene Ontology annotation, biological process: translation; ribosomal small subunit assembly; maturation of SSU-rRNA from tricistronic rRNA transcript (SSU-rRNA, 5.8S rRNA, LSU-rRNA). Gene Ontology annotation, molecular function: structural constituent of ribosome; mRNA 5'-UTR binding; small ribosomal subunit rRNA binding. The coding region runs from base 36 to 641 and encodes 201 amino acids.
UUGAUCAGUAAUAGCCGUAUUUACCAAACCACGCAAUGUCGCUCCUGCGUUCGCUAAAUCUACUAUCCACGCUAGCACACCAGACGACGGUGCGUGGUGGCAGCAUACGGGCCGUGCACCGUACGGCAGCUCUCUGCAAAGUGGAAGAUCGCAAAGCGAUGCUUGCCUCGUUGCCUACCAUGGACGAGGGUACAAUAGGUGAACGUUCGAUCGAUAUCGAUUCCAUGAUCGACAAAAAGAGCAGCAUAUUUCCCGACGCAAGCACACCGACGAUGCUGUUUAACGGUGUUCCGUUCAACGAGCUACCGAUCUGUCACAUUCGCGUGUCCCCAAACAACACGAUCAUUUCCAUCACGGACGCCAAGGGAACGCCUCAGUUCAUACGAUCUUGCGGUAUCGAAGGCUUCAAAAACACACGCAAAGGAACCAACAUUGCGGCACAGGCCACGGCCAUCAGCAUUUGUACGAGGGCGAUCGAGCGAGGUUACAAAACAGUACGCGUAACCGUACGUGGCCUCGGACCGGGACGCAUGUCCGCCAUCAAAGGUUUGGAGAUGGCCGGUAUGAACAUCGUGUCGAUUACGGACACUACUCCCGUGUCCUGGAACCCGCCUCGGCCAAGAAAGCAAAGAAAACUGUAACGCUACACUCGAACAAACCGACGACUCGCGCGCGCGCACGUGGUUGUGCCUCUUUCAGUUAUAGUUGUUGGGGUUUUCGUUUACUUUAUUAAA